AUGAGGAGCCCGCAAGAACUUGCAGACCGAUCAAAGUACUGUCGUUUCCACCGGCAGAAUGAACACGACACUGAGCAGUGUCAUGAGUUGAAAAGACAGAUCGAGGAGCUUAUUCGUAGAGGGCACCUUGGCCAGUACCUUCGAAAGGAAAAGGAACUUUCGUCGUUCCCGGAGGGUCCCAUCGAACAGCACAUCGAUGUGAUAGCAGGCGGACCCGCAUUUGGCGGGAGCUCCAUGACCGGAAGAAAGGCGUACGCUCGAGCAGCCUCGGCCGAAGCUCCCAGGCAUGGGCCUGAGCUCGAGAUCACUUUCUCGGCCAAAACGUCCGAACAACCCAAACACGACGAUGCGCUCGUGAUAUCGGCCAGGAUCACCAACGCGCAAGUAAGAAGGAUUAUGGUCGAUACCAGGAGUUUGGCCGACGUACUCUACUUCGAUGCCUUCCAAAAGCUCGGCUUGUCUAGAGAGAACAUGAAGCCGAUGUGCUCGGCGCUCACCGGAUUCACCGGCGACUCGAUCUCACCGCUGGGGGCAAUCAUUUUGCCCUUAACCCUAGGAGCCCCACCGAGGUCGAAGACGGUGAUGACCACCUUCUUAGUGGUUGACCUCCCCACGGCAUACAACGCCAUUCUCGGCCGGCCAACCCUCAACAAAGUCAGAGCCAUCGUCUCAACUUACUACCAAACUGAAAAGUUCCCGACCCACGCUGGGGCCGGAGAAGUCACGGGAAGCCCCUGA
Musa acuminata AAA Group (dessert banana) is the source of this 738-nucleotide messenger RNA. RefSeq lists its product as uncharacterized. Bases 1 to 738 code for a protein of 245 amino acids. Lineage: Eukaryota; Viridiplantae; Streptophyta; Magnoliopsida; Zingiberales; Musaceae. The transcript has a single exon. The record is from RefSeq and is a predicted model, not a curated record.